Aspergillus puulaauensis is the source of this 2685-nucleotide messenger RNA. RefSeq lists its product as uncharacterized. Gene Ontology annotation, biological process: intracellular calcium ion homeostasis; calcium ion transmembrane transport. The transcript has a single exon. Gene Ontology annotation, cellular component: membrane. NCBI's taxonomy places the organism in Eukaryota, Fungi, Ascomycota, Eurotiomycetes, Eurotiales, Aspergillaceae. The coding region runs from base 1 to 2685 and encodes 894 amino acids. Gene Ontology annotation, molecular function: calcium channel activity; calcium ion binding. The record is from RefSeq and is a predicted model, not a curated record.
AUGGACGAAAAAGACCACGACAAGAAAGACCAUUCGAGCUCCGAUGGCACCUACGUUGGCGAGUCCAGCGCCUCGCCCAGCAGCCACCUCAAGGUCGAAACGAACCUCAACGAUGUCGAGCCCGGCCCGAUGAGCACGGCCUCGUCGCGGCGAGAACAGGCCACCCGGUUCGAAGAUGACCUGCAGCUGAUGCAAGCCGAGCGCGUGGUGUCUCAAUCGACGCAAGCCCAGAGCCAGCACGGGCGCAGCUCGAUCGCCCGAUCGCGAUCGCACCGCAGCCACAUCGACGAGUUCGACGAGGCCACGAACCCCCUGCACGAGAAGUCCGCCAUGUACACGCCCCCGGAAAGCCCUGCGACGAAGCUCUCUGCGUUCGUGAAGAAGGUGCACGAGUCCAGCUUCAUCGUCCGAUACCUGACCUACAUCGUCCCCGUCGUGCUGCUCCUCCUGAUCCCGCUGCUGCUCGGCGCGCUGAAAUACACCGAGACCAGCGUCGGCGGCGUCGAAUUGAUGUGGUUCUCGAUCUGGCUGGAGAUUGUGUGGUUGACGCUGUGGGCUGCGCGCGUGGUGGGCAAGUGUAUCCCGCCGGUGGUGAGCGUCGUGGCCAGCAUCUUCACCAACAACGCGAAGAAGUGGCGCGACAUGGCCAAGCAGCUGGAGGUGCACUUUGUGCUGUUCUUCUGGUGGCUUGCCGUCGAGAUUUCCUUCCUGCCGACGACGAAGAACCACCAUGUGGACGGCGAUAAGCGCACGCGCAGCUGGGAGAGCACGCUGAACAAGCUCAUCAUCGUGGGCCUGGUCUGGACGGUGCUGAACCUGGUGGAAAAGGUCCUGAUCCAGCUGAUUGCGAUUAGCUUCCACCAGCGCACGUACGACGACCGCAUCCAGCUCAACAAGUUCCAGAUCGGCAGCUUGACGAAGCUGUAUCACUUCUCGCGGUCUCGCAUCACCGAGGAGGACGACGCAUUCGAGCAGAACAACAACGAGAAGGAGUCGGACAAUCCCAAGAACCCGCUGCAGUAUGCCACCAAGGCCGGACGAGUAGCCCAGAAGGCCGUGAAGAACGUCAGCAACAAGGUCGGCGAUGUUGCUGGGGGAGUUCUUGCAGACUUUACAGGCAAGCAGGGGAAGAACAGCGGAGAUCCAUACCAGGUCAUUCUGGCCCUGCUGCGGUCGACUUCAGGCUGCCAGGUGCUUGCUCGUCGUCUGUAUCGGACGUUUGUGCGCGACGGCUUUGACACGGUCUUCUCAGGCGAUCUGAAGGAGGCGUUUGACGACAACGAGGAGGCAGAGGCGGCAUUCUCCAUGUUCGACCGCGACAUGAACGGCGACAUCUCGAUGGAAGAGCUCGAGGCUGUCUGCGUUGAUAUCGGCCGUGAGCGCAAGUCCAUCACUGCCUCGCUCAAGGACCUGGACUCGGUCAUAUCCAAACUGGACCAGGUGUUCAUGUUCUUCGUCUUCAUCAUCAUCGUCAUCGUCUUCCUUACCCUGAUAUCAACCUCCGCAGCAGGAGUCUUGACAUCGGCCGGCUCAACCAUCCUCGCUCUCUCCUGGAUGUUCUCGACCACUGCCACCGAGUUCCUCCAAUCCAUCAUCUUCGUCUUCGUCAAGCACCCCUUCGACGUCGGCGACCGCGUCACCAUCUACGGCAACGCCGGCGACAACGGCCUCGGCGACGACUACUUCGUCAAGGAAAUCGCCCUGCUCUACACCGAGUUCAAGAAGAUGCAGGGCCACAUCGUGCAAGCCCCGAACAGCGUCCUCAACAACCUCUUCGUCCUGAACCAACGCCGCACCGGCGCCCUGGCCGAAGCCCUCCCCAUCGUCAUCAAAUACGGCACCACCAUCGACCAAAUGGAGCGCCUCCGCCAGCGCCUCGUCGAGUUCGUGCGCAGCGAGAAGCGCGACUUCCAGAGCAUGAUCCUCACCGAGCUCCGCGAGGUCACAGAGAACCUAUCACUCACCCUGAACGUCGUCUUCUUCUAUAAAUCGAACUGGCAGAACGAAGGCCUCCGUCUCCAGCGCCGCAACAAGUUCAUCUGCAUGCUCAUGGUCGCUCUCCAGGAAAUCGGCAUCGAGGGCCCUCGCAUGAACCUCCAGGGUUACCAUGUCAAUACGCCCAUGCAUAUUGCCUACGCUGGGCCUCCGCCUACUGGUGCUCCGCCGCCCACAUACCAGGACCAGGAUUCUACAGCAGCCGCACAAGAGGGUACCGGACCCGGCCAAGUCCGCAUCGACGAACACUCGCAGAGCAUCCCCGAGAACAGCGGCAGCAGCAGCGGCGUGCAGCACCGCCCCUCCAUUCUCCGCCGGGGCAUGGACACCGCCGCAGCCCGAUCCCGCGGCCAGUCCGUCAGCAAGCCCAAGCACGUCGACUUCUCGCUCGGCAUGUCCGACAUCUCCUCGAACGAUAUCAUGGGCGAUGUGUUCGAGGACCGCGGUAGUAGCUCGCAGGUGGAUGAUGUGGUGCGGAAUGCGAACCAGCAGGCUGCGGACCGCCGGAUGCAGGAGAUUGCGGAGGAGGAGCGCAAUUCGUCUCAGGAGGCUAGGUCUUCUGCUGAUGGGAGGAGUGUGCGGAGUGGGACGUCUUCUGCCAGACAUCGGUUUGGCAGGAGGAGGGGGAGUGUUAGUCGUGAGCGUGGGGGGGAUAUAGAGGCUGGGUCUGCGAGGAGUGUACGCGACUAG